AUGUCAAAUAAGUCAUAUGAGGUAGGUGAUCAACCUGAAACUGUUAUGGUACAGUGUCUAUGGAACAAAAGGCGCAUAAUAUUUGUGCUAUUAGUAGAAAAGAGCAAAAUAAACAUCAUCAGUGAAGGGGAUCCAUUGAUAUACUUCUUUAAAUCUGCGAGAAUCAUCAGAUGUGUCGGAAAGACGAGAGUUAAGAAAAAAGUUGUGAGAAAAAAAAGGUUGAAUACCACCGUGCUCAACCUGUUGUGUGUUCGGGGACAUUUGGUACAUUAA
Molecule: messenger RNA, 273 nt
Organism: Arctia plantaginis
Lineage: Eukaryota; Metazoa; Arthropoda; Insecta; Lepidoptera; Erebidae
Source: the annotation of a GenBank genome assembly